AUAUAAUCCCAACUGUUGAUCGGCCUUUAUUUCUCUCCGGUACUCUUUUCUUCUACCUCGAGAAGAUCGAGCGUUGAUUUCAACGAUGGCCUCGGUCGUCUCCGUAGCCGCCUCCGCCACCUCCGCCGCCGCCUCCACCGCCUCGGCGAGCCCUAAUCUUCGCCUCUCCCUCCUCCGUCACGCAUCUGCAACUCCGUCCCUUGUCCGUUUCCCUUCAAAUGGUCCGGCCCACGGUUCCCUCCGCGUCGGGCUUCCACCUCUGCGAAGAGCACCGGCUUCUCUUCGUCCACGCGCCGUCAUCGCUCCUCCGCCUUCCUCGUCCCUCCUCUCUGACUCUACCCGGACUCUUUCCUCUCUCUUCGCCUUUGCCUUCUCCGUCUCCGAAGUCAUCCUCUCCUUCAUCCGCCGCCUCGCCCAGCGGGCCGCUGCUCAGGCUGUUCCCUCCCUGGAGGAGCAAGCACAACUUCGAUCUCUCCAGGGGAACCUGGCCUGGGCUGUGGGCCCCCUCUUCUUCGCUGCUCGUCGAGUGGCGCGGCCGUCGGGAUACCUCAACACCCCGCUCACGGUGGUGGCCGCAGGGAUGGCGAAGUGGCUUGACAUCUACAGCGGGGUGUUGAUGGUUAGGGUGCUGCUGAGUUGGUUCCCCAACAUUCCUUGGGAUCGCCAGCCCCUUUCUGCAAUUAGGGAUCUAUGCGAUCCUUACCUCAAUCUCUUCAGGAACAUCAUCCCUCCAGUCUUUGAUACCCUCGAUGUCAGCCCCCUUCUGGCUUUUGCUGUCUUGGGAACUCUUGGAUCGAUACUCAACAGCAGCCGGAUGAUGAAGUACUAAAAAGAUAUUUGCAACAGCAAAUUUCUCAGAAGCUGCCGUUUGUCUAGUUCAUCGAUAGUAGUACUUCUGUCAGUCCACAUUGGUCAGUGUCUGAAGUCGAUAAAUAAAUCGACGUUAUGUGAUCCUGAUAACUCAUAACACGCGCGCGCACACGAGUUAAGUCGAGUUGAAGAGUGAUUGAUGUGAAGUGUUACUUGGUUUUGUUUUGAUCUAUUUGUUUGUGCGUCACAUACUGACUGGACUUUUUAGACUAUGAAGGAAAGCAAAUAUAUAGUAGAAAUAUUUUACC
Molecule: messenger RNA, 1118 nt
Organism: Zingiber officinale
Lineage: Eukaryota; Viridiplantae; Streptophyta; Magnoliopsida; Zingiberales; Zingiberaceae
Product: ylmG homolog protein 1-2, chloroplastic-like
Exons: 2
Coding region: 86-829 (247 amino acids)
Biological process (GO): chloroplast fission
Cellular component (GO): membrane
Source: RefSeq, a predicted model, not a curated record